AAAUGGACACUUCUUCAGAACACAGAUGAUGGCUCUGGAAUUAAUAUAGAAGACGAUUAUCAAAGAACUGUGUGUCACUCCAAACUAGUUGUGGCACGACGACUUAUGGAAGAUUGUUUCGAGGAAAUUAUAGACAGGCAUACUAAAAUUGAUGUCGUUAAAAGUCUGGUCUACAACUGCGGGUAAUCUACAAUCUCUCAUCACACCAUUACACUGACGAAUAAACACAUGAACUCUCUUUAUUUCCUAAUGAAAACUUCUUGCAGGUCAAAUUUCAACAGGAUGAAUUUCAGGAGCUUUUACACAUUUAUUUUAGAAAAGGAUGAAGAGAUCAUUUCUGCAGCAACCAUAAGGAUUCAUGGAACAAACCUUGCUGAAAUGCCCUUCAUCGCGACAAAUAAGGAAUAUAGGAGAAAAGGAAUGUGCAAAAAGCUAAUGGUUGCCAUUGAAUCAACUCUUUCCUUUCUAAAGGUAGAAAAGCUGGUAAUUCCAUCAGUAUCAGACUGCAUAGGGACCUGGAUAGAAAGCUAUGGUUUUCGUCUCAUUAGCUCUCCACUACCGAAAGAGAUAACAUUGCAUAAUACAUUGAUGUUCCAUGAUUCAGUGAGAUUGCAAAAAGAUAUCCGUCCAUCCACUUCUGAUAAGCCAGAGGAGACAUGGAGUUCCCCGAAGAAAUGUGAAGAGCCAAGACCCUUUGACUUGAAUGUUGAAGCAUCUCAUCAACAGGACAAAGACUGAUAAUUAAAUUGCAUUUUCGAAGCACUAUAGUUCCUAUAUUUAUGAUAAGGAUUUCAAAUUUAGUAAAGACCUCUUAGAUAGUCAUUUACAUUUCACAGGCCAUGCCUAUAUACUAUUUUGUU
Molecule: messenger RNA, 860 nt
Organism: Solanum verrucosum
Lineage: Eukaryota; Viridiplantae; Streptophyta; Magnoliopsida; Solanales; Solanaceae
Product: increased DNA methylation 1-like
Exons: 4
Coding region: 229-738 (169 amino acids)
Biological process (GO): negative regulation of DNA-templated transcription
Molecular function (GO): acyltransferase activity, transferring groups other than amino-acyl groups; transcription corepressor activity
Source: RefSeq, a predicted model, not a curated record